Puntigrus tetrazona (Sumatra barb) is the source of this 912-nucleotide messenger RNA. RefSeq names its product granzyme B-like. The transcript has 5 exons. NCBI's taxonomy places the organism in Eukaryota, Metazoa, Chordata, Actinopteri, Cypriniformes, Cyprinidae. The record is from RefSeq and is a predicted model, not a curated record. The coding region runs from base 53 to 823 and encodes 256 amino acids. Gene Ontology annotation, biological process: proteolysis. Gene Ontology annotation, molecular function: serine-type endopeptidase activity.
UUAUAACAAACAUAGCUAGGGAGAAUUCAUCGAUUUACUGACUGUCUUCAUCAUGACCAUCAUCUCUCUGCUCCUGCUGGCCUUUUUGCUGCCACACCUGACCUUCACCGCUCGUGUGAAUGUGGGUAUAGUGAACGGCAAAGAAGCAAAACCCCACUCCAGACCUUACAUGAUUUCGGUUCAAAAAAACAAGCGUCAUAUCUGCGGUGGAUUCCUCAUCUCUGAUAGAUUUGUCAUGACUGCUGCACACUGCUGGAACAACAGUUCUGAUGUUCUGACGGUCGUGUUAGGUGCACAUGACCUACGAAAACAGACCGAGAAUUCAGUCCUACUCACAGUGGAUUCGUACCAUCAGCCUCCAAAAUACAACGCAAAAUACACCUAUCGUAAUGACAUCAUGCUUUUGAAGUUAGAAAAAAAUGUGCAACUGAACAACAAUAUCAAGUGGAUAUCCAUAUCAGGAGAAGACGUCGAUAUUGAAGCAGGUUCUGUUUGCAGUGUCGCUGGCUGGGGACUUUUAGAAACAGAAGGCAAGAGAAGCGAUCUCCUCAUGGAGACAAAAGUGAAGGUCAUGAAUAACAAGAAAUGUGAAAGUAAAUGGGGGAAGGAAUUCUUUUCAACUUCACAAAUGAUGUGUGUUCAUGGAGAUGGAGGAAGCUGUGAGGGGGAUUCAGGAGGUCCUUUGGUUUGUGGAGACACUGCGGUUGCCGUCACUUCUUUUGGUGACCCUGAUCUCUGUAAUUCAUCUGAGCUACCUGAAGUUUAUACUAAGAUUUCAGCAUAUCUUCCAUGGAUAAAGAAGAUAAUCGGAAAUUUCAAUUAAAACUUGAGUGAGUUUUGUUUAUGUGUUUGGUUGAGUUGAUUUUCCUCCCAAAUUGUGUUUUUAAUAAAAAUAACAUGCAUUGACGUAUA